Molecule: messenger RNA, 1681 nt
Organism: Cinara cedri
Lineage: Eukaryota; Metazoa; Arthropoda; Insecta; Hemiptera; Aphididae
Source: the annotation of a GenBank genome assembly
AUGGCAUGUACAAUUUAUGAGCGUUGUUCGUGUCAUCUACGUAAGGGAACAAUACCUGCGGACGGUGAUUCCGUGCACACCAUGAGUAACUUUCCCAUACACAGUCCCCUGUCGAUGACCUCACAACUUGACAACCUGAUGCAACUAGCUGUUGGAAUGACGGGGCUGAACCAGUAUGUUGACGUAUUACAGAACCCUAAUUCGCUGCCGAAAUAGUGCGCGUUUGUCAUUUAUUGUUAAUAGUCGAUAAAAUAAUAUACUGUUGUAGUUUAAUAGUACUUAUAGAUUAUUUGUAUUUUAACUUUAAUAUACAAAAAUAGAGUUCAUAAGUCAUAAAAUCACUCAACAUGAUGCCACAAGAAAUAAACAGCUCUAAACAAAAAUAAAAAUCGUUUAUCAAAGCAAUCGUAUUUUAAUUUGUGAUAUACGUAAGCAUUAUAGCCGAUAAAUUGAGCAUAAGCCACGGAGGAAAGAACGAAACAAUGUACCAUUGUAAAACCCGCCUUUUUCAGUUCAAAAAUAUGGGUUCCGGUUCCGAAUAUUAUAAGGGUUUUUCGGUUCCAGAACCGGUUCCUCGCGGUUUCUGCUACAAGGAAUAUAAAAUUGACCUUGUCAGCGAACUGACCAAACACAAUUGGCCGACAGAAACUUAACUUGAAACCUAACCAAACCCAGCGUAACUCGGUUCGGCGGGAGAUUUCUCGUGGAAAAGUUCCAAACAAACAAUGCGAAAAUCAAAACGCGCAUAAUAAAACCAAUAUAGAUUUCUGACUACGCGCGCAAUUAAAACGAAAGAAAAGCGUAUUGUCAUAGUAAAUAACUGUGCUGAACUGUCACACAAAAUUCAGAAGACCCCGAACGAGAAGAUAUAAUAAUAAUACGCGUAUAAGUAGAAUAUUAUGAUGAUUGACUUUAUUGUACCACUGCCAUCACAUACGGGUUGCAAAUCGAGUUGCAAAGUUUCCGAAAUAACGGUUCGUCAGACUUCUUAACUAAAUUAGCGUCAACCGUUAUCGUCAUCGCCGCCGUCUUCGCCGUUGUGGGUGGCUCGUGCGUGGGUCCUGCGUUCGGUGGCGGAUUCACCGGGUUGGCGGCAGGGGUGGUUGACGGCCGGCGCGUGCGUGUGCGUGUGCGUGUGCGGCGGCGGCGGCGGCGGUGGUGGUGGCGGUGGUGGUGGUGGUGGUGGUGGUGGUGGUGUAUGCGUGCGUGUGCGGGGAAAUCCGUUUUUCGUUCGCGGUCGGGAAAUCAACGUGCCAGUUUUCCGACGACGUCGGUCCCGAUCGCACGCCCGCCGCCCUGAUCCGCCCGCCGAAACGGGUAUUGGUCGCGUUAUGACGGUCCCGCGAAUUCCGUUCCAUCCGUCGGUCCACGUCUCAUAACAUAAACAGCGUCGGCGCCAGCAGCAGCAGCAGCAGCAGCACGAUAAUUCUACGUCUUCGGCAUUCGACAAUAUCACAACCGGUCUUCCCGUCCGUCGAGUGUCGCCCGCGCACAGCCCCGAGGAGUCACGCCAUGGACGCGCAGACGUACGCGAUGGCCGUGGUCGUAUCCGUCGUGGUGGUCACGUGCGCCACGGGUCCGGCCAUGAGUCGACCGGACAAACUAGGUGCGUAUAACGGUGCGGCGGUCAUUUAGGUUAGGCCCGGCGAACGGCGCGGCAGCAGGUAAUACCGCCGUGUGA